GGAGACGGAACCAAAAGGUGGGUGAUGAACCAAGAGUCAAGUGUCGACUCGAGGACAUACUCGAAACUACACAUCGCAACAUGAUGGAGAUGUCCUCUCAAAUGAAGCGCCAGCGUGCUGUCGAUGGUGGUGACAUGGAUGCAGUGGAGGCUCUGAUGGCCAUGACCAAGCACUGGAAGAGCCAAAGCUUCAAGAUGAGACAUUCCAGACCCCUCACUCCUCCAUCAGACUGCUCAGAGGACGACUCUGCGCUUCCUGGGUCCAACCCGGAUCCUCCUCCGUGCAUAACGCCGCCCUGCAGCCCACCGAUUGAAGACACUAUCCACUCAACGCUGUCCUUCUGUCGCCCAGAAGGCGAGACACCAGCUCCUGUCACCCAGCACCAGUUUCAAUGCACCAGUGUCAUCCGGCACACUGCGGAUGGUCAGCGACAUGGCUGUAAUGUUCAGUCGAAAGACAGACCCACGGACUGUAAACCAGAUGAUGUCAUGAGGCAGGCCACUGAGAAUUUGCCAAACCCAUCCAAAGCUAGCCAGAUAAUUCAUCCAGGUUUGAAGUGCCACAGCGCCGGCGCCUCUGAAACCAGCAUUGCUGGAGUUUCUUCCACCCUUUUCCACGACAAUAUUCUCCCUGCCUCAGAAACCUGUAUCGGAGAAAGGAAAGUAUCGCGGUCGCCCACACAGAUGGUCCCACCUGUGAGCCUCACUGCUUACACACACCUGCAGAAGCAAACACGUCUACCCACACAAGUGUUUCUCCUCAGUAGUCCUGCAUCACCAGCUCCUGUCGUGUUUCUUGUUCCUCAACCCAACCUGCAAGUUCAGAUUCCAUCAGCGACCCCUGGCGGCAAUAGGUUAGCAGCCAUUGCACCAGCUCCUGUGUGUGGAUUGUUGAAAAAAACUAGUGUCACCCCAAAAUUGAAAGCAUCACGUGUACGCAGCCACAUUUGUCCGUAUGCAGAGUGUGUUAAGACCUACUUCAAGAGUUCGCAUCUGAAGGCACACUUGAGGACACACACAGGUGAGAAGCCCUUCCGAUGUCAGUGGGCAGGAUGUGAGAGAGAGUUCUCCCGCUCCGAUGAGCUGUCCCGCCACCGCAGAACUCACACAGGAGAGAAGAGGUUCGCCUGUCCAGCGUGCCCGUGCCGUUUCAUGCGUAGCGACCACCUCGCCAAACAUGCACGCCGACACAUACUAAAAUAACUAAUCCCUCUAAUUUCUGAGUAACAGCGUGUUAUACAUACGCAUAAACUGAAAUAGACGUCUUAUGCUUUUCUCAUUGAAUCGAACUAAUAGUCGUAACAUAUUCUAAAGUGUAUCAUGCACUACAUAAACGUAAUUCUAAUCCGUUCCUGAGUCGUGUUAUAAAUAGCUCUGUAAAUAUUUGUCAUACGGUGGAAUAAAUAAAACAAAAGACAUGCUGCUGGACUCUGGUGAUUCCAUUUUUUAUGUGAUAGGCAGUAUUUUAUUUGCAGAUCAUGGUGCUCGGAUUAUUAUUUUGUAUGGUGACUUUUCACACGCAGCUGGAGUGGAUGCACAGGCAGCAGGGAAUCAUUAAAGGUUGUUGAAUAUU
Messenger RNA from Synchiropus splendidus (mandarinfish), 1572 nucleotides. Its product is annotated as Krueppel-like factor 10. The coding region runs from base 81 to 1202 and encodes 373 amino acids. The transcript has 4 exons. Gene Ontology annotation, biological process: regulation of transcription by RNA polymerase II. Lineage: Eukaryota; Metazoa; Chordata; Actinopteri; Syngnathiformes; Callionymidae. The record is from RefSeq and is a predicted model, not a curated record. Gene Ontology annotation, molecular function: RNA polymerase II cis-regulatory region sequence-specific DNA binding; DNA-binding transcription factor activity, RNA polymerase II-specific.